Ambispora gerdemannii is the source of this 994-nucleotide messenger RNA. The record is from the annotation of a GenBank genome assembly. Lineage: Eukaryota; Fungi; Glomeromycota; Glomeromycetes; Archaeosporales; Ambisporaceae.
ACCCACUAGUCAACAUAAAAAUAGAUGAUAGAUCUAAUACUGGUAUAAACAUCCCAAACAUGUUUGUCUGUGGACAAAAUGUAAAAGCGAUUACUGUAGAAAAAAUACCUCGUGGAUCAAAUGCGAAAGCAGAGUUAAUACCAAACUACCAGUCAAGAGAAAAAAUGCAAAUACUCGAGUCGGCAGGAGAUUGGGUCACCGAGGAUAUGCUUAAUGGUCCUUGCUUUCUUUUUCAGCCGAACGGAAAUUUGUUAUUUCAACCGUCAGCAACUGGAAUAGAUUAUAUCUCGAUUAAUGUUCUGGGAGAUCUCAAUAGUUCGGAUUAUGUUUUAUUCGGACUAUAUAAUAAUGAACGUAAUAUUUCUCAAACAAGAACUUAUCCUUUUAGAAGAGAUUCAGUAAAUUCGUUUACUUUUUCGAUGGUAGAGAGAAUUAAACUUUCUGGAGAAUCGCAAUCAGAGAUCAAUAUUAAUAUGCAAAAUAGCUUUUCUUUGAAAUUUGAAGCUCAGAAUAUUGCCCUCAAAUUCAAUAUUUAUCCCAAUCAAUAUAAUGUCAUACGAUUUACCGAACAGCAAGCAUACACAACCUAUGAUUUAGUUAGUGCAAUAGGAGGAGAUCUAACUUUCGUGGUCACUAGCUAUGUAAUCCUCUUUGGAAGUGGUAAAUAUAAAUCAUGGGGAAUAGUGCAACGAUACUUUCUACGAAACGCACCAAAUGCCAAAAAAGUUCCUCGAAUGGAGCGAGUAAGAAAGUCGACGAAUGAUUCUUUUCCUUCAGAAAAUUUUUUAAACAAGAAUUCACCUCCACCAUUUCUGAAUGAACGCGUGCACUCUGAAUAUUAUUUUUCCGAAUCGAGGUCUGAGAUAGCACGGAAUGCUAUGAUAACAGGGGAAAUAGUCGGUUCUCCAAUGUCUGAAAUUUCUUUCUCUAGGCAGGAGUUCAAUGAAAGAGUAAACGCGUUGAUUGAUGAAAAGUUUUGGUUUUUAGAACAAAC